Messenger RNA from Thunnus maccoyii (southern bluefin tuna), 3138 nucleotides. RefSeq lists its product as uncharacterized. The transcript is spliced from 7 exons. Lineage: Eukaryota; Metazoa; Chordata; Actinopteri; Scombriformes; Scombridae. The coding region runs from base 70 to 627 and encodes 185 amino acids. The record is from RefSeq and is a predicted model, not a curated record.
UUUAUGGAUAUGUAGUUCGGUUAAUAAUCAUUUUGACACCUAAUUUUUCCACUGGAUUGACUAAAAGGAAUGUUUAUUCUAUAUAGCAAAAGCAAAUUUUCUCGCAAAUAUCAUUCCGUAAGGUCCUCACUUCUCAAGUGCGAAAUAUGGGACCUCUUCCAGCAAGGGUGGAUCUAUGACUUUAGCGACCCGGAUUCUUUUGCUCCCGGCAGACAACUCCAUCUGCAGAAAAUGCCUGAGGGGAAGCAUGCAGAACCACAAAGUGAUGUUGAAGGUUCAAAUACGGAUGAUGCCCCAUCUGAUGACUGCAUCAAGGCUCAAGACAAUUCUAUAGGGCGAAAAAAGUAUAUGCUGUACUUGGAGCCACAGAGCACUUCAGGGCUUUUGCGAGGGCUUAAGCGAUCAACCCUGCAACGGCAACAGCAGUUGGUAGUUCAGGUUCAGUAUUCUCAUUAUGUUUUUUCCUCUAAGUUAAACAAAGUAUCAGCAGGCAACAUUUGGAAAUUCAGUCUGUCCUGGACGCAGCUCUUAACAUCCCAGCUGCCUCAGCUCUCCCAGCUCCCUCGGAUGAUGACGCGGCUCCCUCGGAUGACGACGUGGCUCUCUCAGACAGAGCCCAAAAUAUAAUCAGGCAACAUUUGGGAUUCAUGAGUAUGUGCGUGUAUGUGAGAUCUGAUCAUUAGCGUAAUCAGCGGCCCUUAAAUGUCCAUAUAAGGCUACAUGUUCCGCUAGGUUGGUGGGCAAGUUUCAUUCACAAAAAUGUUACAAAGAGAAAAAACAAGAAUUUCAGAAUUCUAACAAAAGUGAGUGUGCCGCUUGAGCAGCCUGUUAUACACAACAAGAGCAGCAGGAGCAGCAGCACCAACCCCCCUCCACCCGUCAGCCGGGCCGGUCUGUGUAAAAAAGUCCAGGGCUGUUUUUUUGUCCCAGUACAACCCUGUUUAGGAGUGACAGAAAUAAAAAGGCAAUGCUUUGAUGUGAAGUUAGAUACUUAAAACCAUCCAUCUAAAGGAAUGUGCUUGUGAUGAGAGGCGGUCAUGUGACAGUCACAGAGAUAUUAGAGGAGAGAAUAUUACAGUAGGUGUAAUACACUGUCAGCUGGAACACCAGAUGAUGCUGGACAGUGACCUGCAGAGACACUAAGGCAGCUGUUGGAGUGGAAGAAGUUUCAUAGCAUCUACUUAAAUGUAGAAGUUGCUACGCCAAAAUAUGCUAAAAUCUAAAAACCCUUUCUGUAAAUUGGCAGCCAUGAUGGUGAAUCGAAUAAUAAUUUUGAAUGAAUUUGGUUUAUGUAUUUUGUUUGAUUUUGGUAUCAUAUUUAAACUCCAAAUUCAUUCAGAUUAAUGAUAUCUUUAUUUAUAUAGCACACAGCAAUAACAGAAUUAAAGUACUAAAAGAGAGCAGAAUAAAAACUAGAAUCAGGUGAAAUCAGGGAAGGUGGCGCAAUAAAAGUACUUUUUGAGGAUUUAAAAGAAGCCACUGACUCAGCCUCCCUUAUUUCCUUACUGGUUUAUAUAUAAAGACAUUAUAAUUCUAAAUCAAAUAAGUGUUUCUCCCCCUGUGAAGAACAACAGGUCUGGACCACUUGUAAUUUCCGUUUGUACCACAGAGAAAAUUCUAAGUUCAAGAAAACUGAUGAAUAUCGCAAAUUUUUUAAAAUCACUCAUAGGAUUUCACACGGAGGGAAGUAUAUUAUUCUUAAAAGUUAAAGUCAUGGGUCAUGGGUCAGCAAGGUGUUUUGUUUGGAUUCUUGCGCCCUCUACUGCAGAGGCAGAGAAAGACAUAAACAAAAAAAGAAGACACUAUCAACAGGAGGGACGGGAGUGCGUUAAGUUGUAAAGAAAAGCAAAAUUCACCAUUUUCAGUGCAUGCUAGCUGUCUUAGUGAAACUUGGUCCUUUGUAGAAUUCCCCUAGGUGGUAGUUUAGGCACAGAAAGCUACAUGCCCGUCUUCCAGUCCUGUCUGACUCAGCACAGAGUUCAGUGUAAUGAGAGGCUAAGGGCUCACCCAGCUAAGCUAGGUGCUUGAUAGUGAAGCCCACGUCGUUUCAAGCACAGCACUUAUGGAAGCAGAGAUGCUGCAUUUUGAAAACGAGAGUAAGGGCACACAAAGUCAGCACUGAGGCACCAUGGAGCCAACACGGUAGGAGUGUUCCCUGCCACCAGUGGUUAAGCAGCGUUGGGUCCCUAUUGAUGCUUCACGUCUGGCUGACAGGUGUAAACUCCUCUAUCCGAGUCAAAAAGGACAAUAAGAAACACUUGAAACUGCAAGUGGAGGAAAAGGGACAUUGAAUUCAUGGUUAAAGGGAACAACUGCGAUUACAUAGAAGAAUAUUUGUUUCUGUAUUGAUUAGACCUGAUUCUGGGACUGUGUUCUUAAGAGAAAAUACUGAAACUGUGUUAUUUACAGAGAAUAUUUCCAGUUUUCGAGUGGUAAUUACUUGUGUUUAAUAGGGGUGAACAUUUAAUUUAUUUGGGAAUAUUUUAUGUCUCUUGAGGAAAAGGUGUUUUAUGUUUAUUUAGGACAUGUCUUUUAUGUUUUGUCUGGUUAAACACAAGAGUAUUGUUCAUUGAGGAGUGGUAAGGGUAAUUUCUGGUGAAAGUAGAAACUCUAGUUUUAUUCCUGAGUAGACAUAUUUAAGAAUUGUUCCAAUAUAGGGUGUUAUUUCUGCCAUGGUGUCAUCACAUACCAAGGUUGAAGCUGUGAUACAUUGUUGAAGGGUAGAGUUCAGGGUAACAAGUGAAGGAGGGAGAGAAUUGAGAUAUUGGGGUAGUUGCUCAAGACUCAACAAAAAACACACUAUUAUACUUAAUUUGAGUCUUGGAUAGUUAUUUGGGGAACCUUACGUAGCCUCAUGGUUACAUUAAGAACAAAUCUGUUUGUAUGAGUGGUUCUUGCAUUAGGCCCAUUAUCUUUUGGAAGACUUGUGUUCAUUCCUUAAUUAGUUUAAAGACUUGGAGAAUCUAUGACGAGGCACUGAUGUUGUUGGCUUGUAUUGGAUCAACUUACUGAGACACUUGAUUUUCCUGUGUUGGUGUAGACUAUACAUUGUUCAGGUGGUUGAGAUCCAUUUUGAAGCCAGACUUGUCAUUGAGAGCACUUAACUGUGCCACUGUAUAAUAAAUGGCAGUGACUACA